AAAGCACAGCUCACCACUGGCAGCUCACCGGCUGCUACUUGCCAAGAAAACUACUUUACAAGUGUGAACUUUUGUGGCCAAAGAGCUUUUCACCCCCCUGACAGGCAAACUGCUGGGCAGCUGUGUAGGCUUGUGAACGAUCUACUUGGAUUUAUUCGAAACAGAGCGAGUUUGGAGAAAACACUAAAGGUGUUUCAUUUCCAGACAGACUGACCUCUUCAUGCCCUCCCUGACAACCCUCUGUACCUCUGUUUGACCCCACCUCUUCUUCUCUCGUCUGUGUGGUGCCCAGUGCUCCCCCAGGCUGCCUAAAGAGCCGGCACAGCGCCAUGGUAACUUACAGCAAGUUUGACUCCGCAAUGAGCAGCAGCCUCUUGGACUCCAACAUGCUGCUGCCUCACCGUUACAAGACUUUCGUCUCCAAGACGCACUACCAGAUGGUCCAAAGCACAUUGAACAAGCUCAAGGAGAGUGGCUUCUACUGGGGCCCCAUUACCGGGAAGGAAGCCAACAGCAUGCUGGCAAAUGAAGCCACCGGCACGUUUCUUAUCCGGGACAGCUCUGACAACCGGCACUUGUUCGCCCUUAGCGUCAAGACGGCGUCGGGCACCAAGAACCUGCGCAUCCAAUGUGACACAACCUCUUUUUACCUGCAAACUGACCCUAAGAACAUUCAGUCUGUUCCCCACUUUGACUGCGUCCUCAAGCUGAUCCAUUACUACAUGACUCAGAGCAAAGGAAACAGCCGCAGUGGGAGUACCUACAACAUUUUCUCUGGAGGGGAGAAGAUCCCCCUGGAGCUAAUCAAACCUCUCUCCACCUUAUGCAGCUUGCAGCAUUUGUGCAGGAAAACAGUCAAUGGACACUUGGACAUUUCUUCUAAAAGAGACCAACUUCCUCAUCCUCUUAAGGAGUUCCUCCAGGAAUAUGACGCCCCUAUCUAGAGGUUUUGGACUGAUGCUCUUGAAGGGGCAAAGACUUCAGAGUGUCAAGAAGCAACUCCACGGUUGCAGUACAGACACAGUUCAACAACAGGCACUGUGUGUGAGGAGAGCCUAAAGAGUUAAGGGUCCGAGCUUGUGAAAAAGGAGCAGUUUAGUGUACUGACAAGAUGUGCUUUUACAGAAUAGUGGUUCUCAUAAGGUCCACAUUUCAGAAAGAGACACUGGAUUGAGGACUAAUCCACAAAGAGGGCACUGCUGUAAUCUUGUGGUAUGAAAGAGAGAUAACCUCUGCCGAUGACGUACAACUUACUGAAAACUGAAGUGAGUCUCACAGUCAGCUGAUGACACACAGGUUCCCUCUGCUGCUAACCAAUGUGCUGCGAGGCUGUCGAGCUCACACACAUCAGCCUCCUUGGAUGGUAAUCUGGGUCGUAUAUAAGGCACGUCUGUCCAGCAUCCUGGGAUUUCUGACCAAGUGUAUGCUGGAAAAAUUCACAGACAGUGGAAAAUGGGUGGACACAUGAGUGAUAUCCUUUUGUGUGCCCUGUUUGUACAAGCCAUGACGGGAAAAGGGCUGAACUUUUUUUUUUUUUUUUAAUCUGAAUUUUCUAAAAAUCUGUUCAGACCAGAAAAUGUGUAAAGAAGACAUAUUUCUUAUAUUUUGUUUAGAGGAAGGUUUUUAAUGCCAAACUUGCCUGAACUAUACAGUUUUAUUUUGGAACACCACCAACAUGACUGAAUCCUAAAGGGUCUUACUUGAGAGAACAGUCACAUUUUUAUAUGGCUUCAGUGGUUAAGAAAUAGCUCAUAAAAGAUGUGGUAGUUUUUAUGGCACAGACAGGAUAGCCAGUGCUUGCAAAUGAAUGUAUUAAAUAAUGGUAUCUACCUUUUCCUAAGAAGGAGAAGAGUCCAAAUGUUUUUUUUUUUCAUGAGUUUACAUGAGUGAAGGUGAAAUGUUUUUGUGCUGUCUUUCAUAAAGAUGUACUCUUUGCCAGCCGUACCACUGGCUGUGGAUGCUUGAAGAUAAUUGAGAAGUUUGACGAAGCAAGCAGACUGAUACAACUUUGCACUUAUUUAUAUUUGUAUGAAACAUUUCAUUAAUUUAUAAUAAAAGAGCACUAUUUUUCUAU
Messenger RNA from Morone saxatilis (striped sea-bass), 2074 nucleotides. RefSeq names its product suppressor of cytokine signaling 3a (gene socs3a). The transcript has 2 exons. Bases 330 to 944 code for a protein of 204 amino acids. Gene Ontology annotation, biological process: phosphatidylinositol phosphate biosynthetic process; intracellular signal transduction. Gene Ontology annotation, molecular function: 1-phosphatidylinositol-3-kinase regulator activity. The record is from RefSeq and is a predicted model, not a curated record. Gene Ontology annotation, cellular component: phosphatidylinositol 3-kinase complex. Lineage: Eukaryota; Metazoa; Chordata; Actinopteri; Moronidae.